Molecule: messenger RNA, 15082 nt
Organism: Pocillopora meandrina
Lineage: Eukaryota; Metazoa; Cnidaria; Anthozoa; Scleractinia; Pocilloporidae
Source: the annotation of a GenBank genome assembly
AUGGCAGGUGCCUACCAACCUACAACGAUUCAGAGGCAAGAUAGCGAGGAGAAUGAAAGAACAGCGUUUUGUAACCCGUUUUACAGUCGAAGGCAUUCGGACCUUGAGCGUGGUCCGGAAUACGAAGGAGAGAACAAGGGCGAUAGCGAAGGAACGAAACACGAUCGAGGAAAUCAGGGGUAAUUAUUUCAGGCUGUUACCAUUAACCGGGUUUGAAAUUCACGUCUUAACUUGUUUUGAUCUCCAUCAAACACAUAUUAGCUUACCAGAAAUAAAUAUUGUGCUUUGUUGAAGAGCGUCACCUUGGACGCUUAUGGCCCAUCCAAAGUACAAAUUGAAUUAAGAGAUGUUGAAAGCAGCGAUUGAAUCUAUUUUAAUAAUUUUAGUUAACAGGAAGUAAAACCUGUUCUUGGCAAAUUAUGGAUGAUAAACCUUAUGCUGUUGCUUGUUUGAAUUUGAAGGCUGUUGACUCGAUGUGUUACCAGACAGACUAGCAAAACGGAAGACGGCAGUGCAUUACCAAGUCCAGCGGAAUCCGAACUUUUCCUCCCGGCUGUAGCAGAGAGUGAGACGAAUCCUAGCAAGCUGACCCGGGUAAAGACACUCAAAAAGUGCGUAUGAAAUUCACUGCUGAUAUUUUUAUUUGUAUCUGCUGAAUGUUCUUCGUAUUGUUCGAGGAACUGAGAUAUAGCAUGCAUUAACAUAUAUGGAACACUGUUCUUAUAUUUAGGCUCUUUCUCAUUUCCGGUUACAUGAUUUUGUGCCGAAAACAUUGCUAUUAUUGAUCAAACGAAAAGUUGUAUUCACAUUAACGAACAAGAUGUAUUCACAUUAACGAACAAGAUGUAUUCACAUUAACGAACAAGAUGUAUUCACAUUAACGAACAAGAUGUUAGAUUUGUUUAUAACUUAAACUAUUAUUUUCAAUGUAAUUUUGUCAUCAUCUUUGUUUUUGUUCGCGCUGUCAUGUUUUCGGCCUGUGUAUACUUUUGCCAUCCAAUAUCAACGCAUACAUUGAUUUAAGCUCGAGAAAACUAAUAUCUGUGGGAAUAUUGAACACAGCGAAAUUUAUAAGCUCCAAGUCAGUGUAUUUACUUGGUAAAAUGGCUUCCUCUGGCGGCUCUCGUGGUUCGAUUAGUUCGGGUGUCUUUUACACCCAACAGCACGUAAACUUCAAUGAUUUGGAUAAAGAAGAAUGUUAUCCAGAAUUUAUUCAGUAUUUCCAAGAGCCAGCGUCUGCAAGACCCAGUUUAGAUAGUAUAAGCAUUCCUAGAAUGUCAGCCAGGCCAAGUAUAGCGAGUAUAUCUAACACUCUCAAGCGGGGAAAGAGGUAGGAUUUUGCUUUUAGCAAAGAUUUGAGGUUCAGAUUUCAAUCAGUAAAAGGUUUUUUUGAACUGCUCCUAGUGUUUUGUUUUUUUUUUUUAUUAUGCGAGGAGAGUACGUGAUAAGAGCAUUCUUCAUCGGGUCUCAGGGGGUGCUAAAUAGUAGCUAAUUAUCAAAUGACAUUUUUCCGUGAACUCGGGCUAAUUGCUGCAGUAAUUGUUCUACGAUUACAGUCUACUAUUUGUAUAACAUGUUCAGCUAUGCAUAAAGUGAUGAUGAGAUGUUGAUCUUCUUUGGAGUAUGUGUUAAGGCUUUAGAGUUAUUUUGCAGCAUCUGAGAACUUUCUUAUGAUGUUCCUUUCAUUCUUCUCUGUUUAUUUCUGCUGUAUUAGUUAAUUACAUCAUUUCCCUCAUAAUAUAAAAUGCUUUAUUCAAUGAAAUUGAUUGUAAAAUUGAUAUAAUGCAAAUUAACAGUGGAAGUCAUUAGCAGUAAAUAUUGACAUGCUCAGCUAGCAGGAAUAUCUGUUGAGCUUGGCAGGUGUUGCGUAUGAACUUGGCUGAUUUUCCACAGCCUAACUUGCUGAUUUCUAAAUUGAAACAUUUAUUUUCUGGCCUUGUGUUGUGUUCUUGGGAAAUAUUAACACUCCAGAGUGCUUUGUAUUGAGGCUUGUGUCUAGUUUUCUUUGCUAGAAAACGUAAGAAGGUUUUCAUACGUGACUCAUGAUUCAGGCCAAAAAUAAUACAUGAUGAGAGAAUUUUACAGAAUGGCAAGCAAGUUUCAGGAAUUUAUGAACCAGUGCAAGGCGUGAUUUGUGUCCUGAAUUAUAUGUGACCGCUUAAUUUAUUCUGUCCUCUCAUGAAAACGUUAAGAUUUCUCUUAGACUUGGUGCACAAGAAGAUAGAUUUGAAGUCAGUUUUCUCUUUCAUAUUCAUAACAUGUAAAAUGCUGUUCUUGGUAUACGUGACAAGCAUAAAACAGGAUCAGGACCCUCCCUCUCUUCCCCUCCCUGGUUACCCCCUGUACUAAAGCAUGGUAAAGAAGAGGAGUUAGGGUACAGAAAAUGAAAGUUUGGACUGGAUGUACCCUGUGUGACUCUGUUUAAGACAUAAGCUAUAAUUUUCCUAUCCUGUUCAAGGAAAAAUAUUUUUAUAUAUUGUUGCAUAGUGAAAUAAUGGGAGUCACUUUCUGCUUAAUUAUACAAAAUAUUUAAAUAUAAAAUUAAAGAAAUUGUUGGUAUAGUAUAUGUAUAUAAUAUAAAGACCAUGAAUGACCAAGAUUCACUUCCUGUUCAAGUUUAUUGGUCUGGAGAGACACCCUGUUCAAGAAACUGGGUAGGUUGAUUGACAUACCCAGGUUAGGAUUCAAGACCUUGAAAACCAUACCUGUCCAGGCUAUUUCAAGAUGUUCAGCCCAUACCUCUUGAGCCAAAUAAUGCAGUGUACCCUAGUACCCCUCCUCCCCUUCACCUGUUAGUCCUGAGGUCCAUUUCUCAAAAGUCCACGUAACUAAACAGGCCCAAAGCCAUAUUUUGAAAUAAAGAUACAAAGAGUAAAGAAGCAGGUUGUGGCAACCUAACCAUUCUAUUCUGCUUCUUUAGCUAAUAGGUUUAUUGUGCAACUUUCAAUACUUUUAAAACCAUCAUCUUGAAUGAAAACAGAUCAGCUUUAUGGGCCUGUUUAGUUACCUGGACUUCAUAAAAAGAGCCCUUGCUCAAAAAUAUAGACCUGUAACUUGAUUCAUUAAUUACCUUGUUAUCACCUUUACCAUUCCAUUUACAGUGAUGGAAAAAAUUACAUUUGGUUUAUCUUAAUUACCUUCCACAGAAAAAUCAUUAAAGGUACUGAGGACUUUUUUGGCUUGGGAGAUUGUGACGAACAACAUGACCAACUACGAAGGAAGUGGACUCAGAGAAAAAUGCGGCACUACCAUAAACGGUAUGGUGCUCUUAAUGAGGAAUCAGGGGAUGCUGUGGAUGCUGUUCCUCGUCGGUCACUCAAAGUGCCCAGUGGUACAGGAAGCAUCAGUAGCUAUCAGAGUGCACUUCAACCUGAUCCUGAUCUUGUGCGAACAUUGAGUCGACGUGAGUCAGUGGCAACAAUGGCGUGGAAGAGGAUGAAGAAAAUGAAAGAGGAUACUGGGGUAAACUUCUUUUUUUUUAAUGCUUCUUUGCUUUGGUUUCAUUGUGAACUUUCGAACAUUUGAUAAAUAGAUUAGAUUAGAUGAUUAGAGCAGAGUAUAAGAAUAAAAAGGAGUGCAAAUACUCCUUAUCAUUUCAACAUCUUUUCUAGGUAAAAUAACAAUGUUGUUGAUGCAAACAUGAUGUAUAUCAGAUAUGACUUGAAAAACACUUUUGAUCCAUUGUGCAUCUAUGAGCUUAUUCAAGGAUAUUUAAACGCUAAAAAUUUACAACAUGACACAACUUUCUGUUAACAUGUAGGCAUUCUUUCAAGUAAAGAAAUUCUAUUCAAAUUAUGUUAAGAUAUACCACCGUCUAUGGUUUGAACCCAGGGCUAAUAUUUUAGUGUGUAUUUUUAUUAUGGGUGUAAGUGUAGUCCUCAGGAGGAAUGUUGUCAAUAGUGGUGACUGACAUUUUGACAAUCUGAGCAGAAGUCAUCAUUAGAUAUACUGUACUUGAAAAAAAUGUAAAACAAAUCCAUAUGAAAACAGAAAGAAUGGCAAUUUGUCAAUUAGAUCAAAACAAAUGAGUGAACAACAAUUAAGUUAAGUGCAGUUGUUAUUGUAUAUAUAGCAAGGUGUUAGUAAAUGUAUGAUAUGCUAACAGCUUAUGAUUGGAAGGAAUAGAACUGAGAAGUAUAACAACAUUAGAGAGAGUUUUAAGACCAAGGGUUGGUUUAUUAACUGAAGUUGAAGACAUUUUGGCUCUAAAAAAAUAAUAUUGCAUGGGUCAUUCACCUUGCUGUUAUCUAGUGUGAUAUCUUCAAAUUCAUAGGAGAAUCCAUUCCAAAAUUUUUCCUAACCAUUUAACUCCCAAGAUCUCAUCAGCAAUUCUCCUUACUGUCUACCAUACAGUUCUUGUGAUGUUAGUUUGGAGAAUUAGGAAUAGGAUCAACUAACAAUCCCCUAACUAAUAUUUGUCUUUAUUCUCAUUACUUGUUUGCUUGGUAUUGCAUUGAUAUUGUAAAGAGAAAUUGUGUCUUGGUCACUUAUGGGAGUUAAAGAGUUAAACAAUGGUGUAUUCUUGAAUCAAUCCUCCUUAAAACCAAACUUGAAGCUGUGUAGUCUUGGUUUGUGCUUUUAGGAAUGGAGUGAUAACUAAUGAGAUCCAAGUAUCGCCUCAGCCAAUGAUAAGUUUGGCCAACACAAAGCUGACUAUGCAGUGAGCAACUGACUGUUUUAUCGCUGUGUAUUUUUGUAGGCCAACAUGACAGAAGUGCAUUGGCUAAUUGUCAUUUGAGCAUGUCAGUUUGUUGAAUAACACUUAAGCAGUUUUUAGUUCUUUGGACUGGAUUUCUCCCCAUUCCAUCAGCUAAAGAUUAUUGAUGUAGGAUUUAUUUAUUCUUUGCAGAGCUUUAAAUCCCCCAGACGAAAAUCUCAACCAGUCAGCACAUUGCUUGAGGCUGGGCGGAGCUUCUCACCAGCUGUCAUGUCGCAGUCAGAAAUGGAUGAAGUUGACAGUGCAGUUCCUGUUACUGUGAGUCUAUACUCUCUGAAGAAAAUUUUAUACGUUGCUCGGUUCCAAAAGAAGAUAACUUGAUGAAUAUGUAAUAAUCCCCAGAGGAUGGGGUAUCCCUUUAGGAUACUGUAAGAUAAAGUGAGAUUUUUUUGUCACAUCACAAGUGUGAAUUCUGAGUCCCUAUGAAAAAUUGGGCCGCAUGCCUUCAGAUUUGGCACUCAAAUACUCUUCCACUGAGCCCUGGUGAGCUAGACCAUACUGUAAGAUAUUUUAAUGAGCCUCUAACCCCAGAGGGACUUUUUGAUUCCUAGAGUUUUCAGAAAGAGGGUUGACUUAGGACCAAGGAUUAUUAGGGCUUGAUUUAGACUUACUAAAACCAGAUAUACCACUCAUCGCCUUUCUCCUGAAACUUUGCACAGCCCUAUCCCAUAUCAUAUACAAUACACUUUUCAUUUUCAUUAAGUGAUAGAGUAGUGUUCUUUAUUUUUCUUUGUUAUUUAUUUACAUUUUCUUACCUUGAACGAGUGCUGCCCCAGACUGUAGUCCACAUUAACCUUUUACAUCAACUCUUCAACUCUCAGACCUCAAUAGUAGUUCUCCUUACUGUCUGCCAUACAAUUCUUAUCGUGUCAGUCUGGAGAAAUUUGUUGUGAAUCAGUAAAUCCCUAAUUGGUAUUUCUCUUUUUUCUUGUCACUUGUCUACUUGGUAUUGUAUGGAUGUUGGGAAGAGAAAUAUCAGUAUAACAGUCUGAAUCAUUUUGCCAUUCUCAUUGCAUUUGCUGAAUAGCAUUCAGUCUAAUAAUAUUGUUAGGAGAAGUUACAUGUUCAUCAACUCUGGGAAUUAAAGGUUUAUGUUUGUUGCACGUACAUGAUGACCAAGGGUUUUUAUAACAAAUGCCAUUAUUAGAAUUAAUAGUUUGCAUAAUUAAUCCUAGAGAUUUGAUCGCCCCUCCAUUGAUGACGAAGUGUUCUUUGACUUUUCGUCGGAGAGGCCAAGACAAAGAGUUGAAAGACCAGGAUUUUUACCAGAAAUUCAAGAGGAAGAGAGGCCUGCUGUUCCAGCAAAAGAAGCUAAAGAUGAAGUUGAAGGGCCUCCUAAGUGAGUUUUUUGAGGUCAAUGAUUACAAAAUAAAUGCCUAUGAGCUUUCAGUUCAAUUGUGGCUCAAUUCUUAAGAUUGACUUUUGUUCUCCAAAGGCCACCAGUUCGCAGCACUCGAGGACAAAGGAUUUCACAGCGACCCCGUGCUAUAAAUGCUAACCGUCGUCAAUAUGGGAAGGGAAUGGUUGGUAGAUGGUUAAACAGAACAAUAAAGCGUAAACGUUUGACAAGCACUGUUAAAAAGCAGAUUGAAAACCUGUCAGAUCACAGGUAGGAAAUGUUGCAUUUAUAGGAACAAAUUCGUGACAGAAUUGAAAUGGUAACUGGUUGAAAAAAGUUUUCCCAGCAGGUUACUACUGUUUAAAGUUAUUUGUAUCUCAGUAAUCUUCAUUGCCUUUGUACACACCAUGCUUACAACACAAAUUUGAAACUUCUCUGGUCUUUUUUGUUCAGCUUCCAAAUUUAAUUCUGCUGACUGUGCUUGGUGUGUAAUAAUUAGUGUGCUGUCCAGAAUUACCCAACCCCCAUCCCCACUCCCCAAAAGCUGGUGAUCCUUAGUAGCAUUUAACUAUGGUUGAUUGUAUUUAUUUUUCAUUUUAAGUUUAGAGGAAUCUGAAUAUUGGAAGAUUUUGACUUCAAAUAGCUCAUGAACCAAAUUUUCUUAAACAAGAUCGACUGCCCCACACCAUUCCUAACACUGCUCAAAAUAGGCUCUCAUAAAACAACAAGAAAGAGGCACAGAUUCAUGAAAGUUUUAGUGCAAAUUAGGCUUGUAGACAAAUUUUCAGUAAGUGAAAUCAUUGUGGGUAAGAGCUAUCAUACACCCAGAUGAGAAUGCACUUUAGCCAGCUGAUUUGUGUUUAAAUAAAGAUAAUAUCAUUGCUUUAGGUAGAAGCAGGCUUAGUGAAGGCUCCUUCUCAGUGCUCUAGACAGCAUAUCUAUAACCUCAGCUGGCAUUUCAACCAUACAUUGUAAUUUUAUCUCCUCCAGGCCUUAUUUCACCUAUUGGAUCUCAUUUGUACAAGUGAUUGUACUUAUUGUUGGGUUAUCAGUUUAUGGAUUUGCUCCCAUUGGAUUUACAGAGACAGAAGAAAAAAGACUGGUCAGUUUGUUUAAAAAUGUGUUUUUUCAUGGAACAGUUUUGAUAGAUGAAUAUUUUGUGGUGAUAAAUUUCUCUUGGUUUUCACUUGUUUAGUUGUCUUCAUGCUUAGUUUGGUAAGGAUUGUGAGAAAAAGGAAAAUUAAAUAUCAAACUGGUCUCAAAACUUCCACAACCUGAAAAAAGUUUGAACCACUAAAUAUGGUAUGCAGGAAUAACAGAUGGUAAUGAGCAAUAUUUUCUGCUAGAACUGGCGCAAUACCCCCAAUAUGUUCCCAAAUGCACUCAGAACAGAGUAAUGAAUCAUGUAUUAUUUUAAAAAUCAUCCUCCUUCAGUGCCUGUGUAAUUGGUAAGACGUUGAAUAUUUAUCACAGAUCGACAGAAGUCAGAUGGGAACGCUUGUACCAGAAUAUGUGGCAAGAAUUAUUCCUGACAACUUCUGGAUUGGUCCUGAUCAGGUAUAAAUAUUAUCUGAGUCAUUAUGAGAUCUCAUCCUUCUAUAGGUAGCUUCAAUUUUUUUUAUAGUUUUGUCAAGUAGAAAUAAAAAAUUUUGAACAUUUCCCCCUUCUUUUUAAAUUUCGCUUUUGCCUCAUUUCCAGCUUUACACUCUUACAUUAGUGUACAUAUUCUCCAUACUGUUCUCUGUACAUUUCCGAAGGUGCUGACAAGGAGAAUUUGUUGAAAAAUCUUGAGCCUCAAUAGUUGGUGAUCAUUUCCCUUAUUCUUGUGACUUCUGGGGUGAUAUUGUGAUGAGAAAGUAGAUGUUAAUCACUUGUAAGGGUCAAAGGGUGAGGUGAUGCAACCAAACAACUGCAGCUGUGGCAGUGAAAAAUGAUUAUGUUUUAGCUCAGUAAAGAACUAUAGAGAGAGGUUUUUCAUCUUAUCACAAGCAUGGGACAAAAAAAAAGAUUCUGAGUCCUCAUGAGGAAUUGAACCCCAGCAGACCUUCAGAUGCUCUCCACUGAGCUACAGACGCUCGGUGGUGAAGGAGGCCCACUACGAAAUUCAUAUAUGACAUGCAAAAAGUUCAUAAAUGGCAUUGGAAGAUAAUUUAUUUACAAUACUUUGUACUAUACAGUCUACUUAAGGCUUGGUGUUUAGUUAUGUCAUUCCAUUAUCCUUUUUUUCUUUCUACAUUUUCAUCCUCUUUAUUGUUUCUUUGGAUGCUAAGAUAGAUCAAAAUAAACUAGUGCAAAAAAAUUCACACUAUUAAUCAGUAAAGUCUUCAUGAAUGUCUUCAUUUAUUAUAUUUUAUACAGUACUGCAAAGAUUUUGCCUUGUAAAUAGUUGUCAUUAAAUGUUGUUUAACAGGCAGGUUUGAUCAAAAUGGGAGCAAAGUUUGCGCCAUGUAUGCGAUGGGAUAAGAGGCUGCAAGAAAAGUUGUCAGAGGAGAAAAGAAAUGAGAGUGAGGCCGGUUGUUGUGUGAAAUCUGAUGAUUCUGGUUGUAUAACAACAUCGCAGAAAGAGUGUUCGGUAAGUUAUGUCUCCCUUAACCCUUCAACUCCUAGAUCAAAUUUGUAGUUCUCCCUACCAUCAACCAUACAAUUCUUAUAAUGUUAGUUCAGAGAAUUUAGUAUUGAAUCAACUAAUUAUCCCCAAAUUGAUAUUUUUUUUGUUCUCAUCACUUAUCUGGUUGAUAUUUUAUUGAUAUUUUAGGGAGAAAUUCUGUCUUGGUCACCCAUGGUAGUAAAGGGGUUAAAGUCUGCAUGAAAGACCAACUUGCAAACAUAGCUACUGGAGCUUCUCUUGUUUCUGUAGUAUGAAUUAAUUAGCACUUUAUGUGAAAAGCUGAAUUGUUCAUACAUUUAGAUUGGUUCUUACUUGUGAUCUAUGAUGAUGUUACUAUUAGCAACAUUUUGCUCUUCUAUGAUAUAAAAGAAAUAGAUUCCAUGUUGCUGUGUUUCUGUACAGUAAUAAAUCACGGGAGAUGUCAAAAUGUGGUGAGAACAUCAGUGAUACUCACUGCUGUGUGUUGUGUGCCAUGUUUAUGUACACACCACAUUUUGAUGUCAUUUGUGAUGUAUUACUGAACAAACAAACAGCAACAUGAAAUUUAUUUUUCAAACUGCCACCAUCCCUGAAUUGGAUGGCAAUCUAUCACACAUUCCCUGAAAGCCUUUUGUUAGGUUCCCAUUUAAGUUUGCCAGCAUCCAUUUACGCUCCUCCUUCAGAGGUGGAUUCUGGAACUCUUGUAGUGCAUGUGUAAUGGUCUCUUUCGCUCCUCUUAAAUAUUUCUCUUUCGUUUGACUUUUUCCCUCAGAGAACCUUUGCCUAUUUUUACAAGUAUUCCAAAUCCAAUAACAAUACAAGAGUUGUUUGUGGACAAGACCCGGAGUGAGUAUCUGAAGCCUAAAAUUAUUUUGUACGUGUAACUACUGCGGGAAUAAGGGCCCAGCCCAGUUGUCUCGCCUUGGCAGUUAGGGUAACCUUGUCAGGCGGGACAACUUUUUUCUCAUUUAAACACUUUGGCUCGCCCACACGAGCCUACUCGGAGCCAGUCUGUUUCAGGUCAGCGGAGAGACUGGUGAGGGGGGGACAGCUGUUAGAACUCACAACUCAUUAUGAACACUCCGUAAAGUUCAGAGGAAGGGUUGUCUCCAAGUAAAUGAGAACAUGUCGAUAGGGCCAAGUGUCGAUAAAGAGUUUUCUGUUAAUUGUUUGGCUUGUUAUUGUUUUACAGCACGUGUCUAGAUCCUCCGUCCGUUGUUCCUGAUGAAUGGGAUAAAGAUAUCACCAAUUGGCCCGUAAGUACUGGCCCUAUGUAUUAACUUGUGUAUUUCAACUAGAAAUUUUCAUGGCUGCAAAUUUUAAAAUGUUACAAAUUUUCAAGUUUUGCUUGGAAAAUGUAAUUUCAAGGACUAAAUUGCUCACUUUUGACCUUAGCAAAGAAAAACUUGUUGGAAUUUUAAUUUUUCUUAAACCUUCCUCAACUUCCCUUGUAAGAGUCCUUGCCAAGUCAUCCACACAAGCAAAUUUUGUCCCUUACAAGUUUUGUCCCCUCGUUUUUUAAACGGCGGAGGGGAAAGGUGGGUUACCUGAGGCAGACUUGCAUCUCAACCUGGGGUGCGCCUGGGCAUGAUGUUCCAUCUGGCUCGUGAGCCGGUUUCUUUCUUUUAGUUUUAGUGUUAAACCAACAGUCUUCCAUAAAGCGACUAUUUAUUCUACAACAGGUUUGUAAGAAAGAAAAGUCUAAUCUGUCACCCGGCGAAUACCCACAUAUGACGUGUGAAAUCCAUGGUCGCCCUUGUUGUAUGGGCAACGAAGCCAUCUGUCGAAUUGUCAGCCGGGACGAGUGUGACUUUUUCCGGGGCAGAUUUCACGAGAAUCUUACGCUUUGUUCCCAGGUAACUGAUGGUAAAGGCGUGCUUGAAAAAGAAUCUGGUAAACACAAACGUAUGGAGGAAUAGGCCUCGUUACUCAAGAGUAUAUUGUCCGAGUUUUUACAGAACUGAAUUUUCGUGUUACUUGACGCGAACCUAAAGCCCAUUCAGCAUAGACGUAGGCACGAAAAUCGAUCCUGUGGAGCGCUUUCGAUGGAUGACUCUAGCAUCAGAGUAAAAGUAUCGACAACGGCCAGUCUGAAAGAAAUAUCCUAAUUAGAACUCGAAGUGAUUUCAAUUCAUCGGCCUGAAGUGCGAGAGAUCAUGAGUUAAAAAUUUUCCAAGGAAUUAAGUUUUGCAACUGAACCUGCUAUUCGUUACAGAGCGUGGUGAAACAAAACCAAAGCAGUGUAGGUGUAUUAUUGAGACAAGAUUCAAAAUGAGAAAGUGAGAUCCACGAGCUCUGUAAACUAUUAUUAUUCGCAGUUUUCCGGGCAACUGAACUCCUAAUGUGUUAAAAGUUGUAGACAUUUGUCCUUGCACUUUAUCAUAACAAGUUUUUUUUUCCCAGGUGGACUGUUUGAGGGACACUUGUGGAAUGUUGAAUUUCCAUCGGAAGGAAACACCUGACCAAGUGUAUCGCCUAUGGAUGGCAAUAUUUGCUCAUGCAGGGUAAGCUAAUCACAUUAAAUGUAACGGUUCUCUGUUAUUAUCUUAUGAAACCUCUCUUAUCGAGCGCCUCUAUAGUGGGAACGUCUUCUCUCACUGGUAACCCUGCCUCUACUGAAGCACUAGCCGGAGCUUAGCAUGCAACGACUCGGAGUAUAACUAAUGGGUUGCCAUUACAUUCCGGUUUACUUUCUCCUCCUCCCUCCCCCCCUCCCCCCUCCCCCCCCCCUUCCUCGGCAUUCCAUCAGCCUUCUCUGACAGUUCACUGGUACCCAUUUAUACAACUGGGUGUAGAAUCUUCUGGAUUGUAAAUUUCCGUGAGACGUAUAGUGAGUCAUUCUGAUUGAUCAUCGAAGCCAUCUCGUAGCCACUAGCUACAUUUCUCAUCCAUCUUCAGCCCCCCACCCUUAUUUGCCACAUUACUCUACCCCCCCCCCAAACCUCGAGUUUUUGUCCUCUAAAGAUAAUCACAGGUUUCGCACCUCGUUUAAGUGCGUGUCAAUCCGGUUUUGCCGCCCAUCAAUUAUGAAACGCUAUAUCGAAGCUCCCUGGCAAGUCUCAUGACGAAGAACUCCUUUGAAAUUCGCGUGGGGUGAUCCAUCGGAGGAAGAGUGAUCCAUCUUGCGUGAAGACUCUUAUUUCUCGGCGUUUUGCGAAAUGUGCGAGAAAUUCCCUUUUGUUGUGCAAUGCAAGACGCGAUGUUAACAAAAUGCGACGAAAGCCCGCGUUAAACGUCAUCACUCUGUUGGAGGCCGGUACUCUUCAGUGCAAGUUCCCAUAAAACAUUUUUUCAGCCGUAUCUCGCUCUUGUUUUUUAAGUUUUUUAAAUUAAUUUAUUAUUUUCUUUUUCUGGCUAAUUAGACAUAACUGCUUCCUCUAACCAAAGAGAAAAUUUUGACCAGAUAUUGUUAACAGUAACCUUAAGCUCCGUAAUUUCUGCAAAUUAAUUUAUUAAUAAUCGCAAUGAACUCGAUCAUUUGUUGCAGGUUGAUCCAUCUUGCGUGCACCCUAGUCUUUCACAUCACUAUAAUGCGCGAUAUGGAAAAAAUGGCAGGCUGGCUCCGCUUGUCAAUCAUUUAUAUCUUUAGCGGUAUAGGUGGAUAUUUGUACAGUGCAAUUCUUUUACCAUAUCAAGCUGAGGUAAUUGACUUUUGUUGUUGUUAUGAAUUUUAUCAGCACUUUACGGGUAACUUUUUUCUCAAUUUCAAUUGUAAACCGCUCCAGGCUCUUACUCGAUCAGACGGGUCUAGCGAACGAGCUGGAAAAUGAAACGCAGCGUUAACACUCGCGAAUAUUUACAGUCACUGUUAAGAGUUACCUGUCUGCCUAUUGUCCGUUUGAUUAUCUGUCUGUGUUGUUUCCUAAUAGUAUUUCCCCAGUACUUAAAAGAAAUAAAUACGAGUGAAACCAUUCCGUCCUUCCUUUUUUCCGUAGUCCGUCUACCAAUCUGUCUGCGUUUUAAUCAUUCCGCUGACCUCUUUAUUCAUCUUUCCCUGCAAGUUUCUUUUUCUGUUCAUGUUCAUAUCCAGUUAUUCUUCAAAUUAUUUUUUAUUUCAUCUGCAGGUUGGCCCAUCAGGCUCCAUCUUUGGAAUCAUCGCCUGUCUGUUUGUUGAGCUUUUACAGAGCUGGCAGAUCAUAGCGCGGCCUUUCACAGCUCUCUUUAAACUGUGUGGACUAGUUUUGCUUCUCUUAAUAAUAGGCCUACUGCCUUACGUCGACAACUUCGCCCACAUGAUUGGUUUCUUGUUUGGGCUUCUGCUGGCUUUUAUCUUCCUUCCGUAUGUGUCGUUCGGCCAGUUUGACCGAAGGCGAAAGCGGAUCCAGAUAAUCGUGAGUUUAGUAUUGGUCAUUACGUUGUUCGUGGUAGGAUUUUUGGUGUUUUACAUCAAUCAGGAUUCCGGUUGCAAUGGCUGUGAGUACUUGAACUGCAUUCCCUUCACCAGAGAUUUCUGCAAGCUAGGAGGACAGAAUCUACAGCCAAGAGUACGGUAGAGAGAUGUGGAAUAACAGUUCGGAAAGUGUAUCGCUAGUUACACGAAGCUGUUGCUAUUGGAGCAACUCUCUCUACUAGCAAAAAUUGUUGCGUGGAAAGUAAGCUCUACAAAUGUGCUGUUCAAACGGUGCUGAGAGAUAACAUACUGAAUUGUGUGUUCUCUAACUUGUGCGUGAAUGUAACGAAGAAGGCUUGUUCCUUACGUUCUCAUGGCAGAGAAUUUGCGGUGUACAUGCUUUUUGGAUUUUUGCCUCUCAGAUGUAGCUAUCUUAGUUAAUAUUAAUGCGAGAGAGUACCUUUUGGUUUUUUAGAACGUUAACUCUAAGAGAAAUUUUCAAUUGCUUUGGUUUUGCUUUACUUCGCUGUGUGAUUUGCGCAGAAAUCUCGCUCCACUUUCUCAACCAAUCAGAUUCAAAACUAGAACCAAUCGCAAGUUAUGGUCAACCGCGUUUUCCCGCGCUUCAACCUGUUUGCGCUACUUUGAGUCUCAUUGACUGCUCGUGAUAUUUUCCUUUGUUGUGAUUGGUAGUUUUGUUUCCUUUUUUUUGGUUUUAGGACACUCAAUAGGCCAUUUUACAGUUGUGUACUUAGUUGCCAAGCCUUUGCUUUGGAGUGAGGCUGAAGGUGACCUCGUUGUGCUAGACACCAGUAUCAAGUUCGCAUGAUAACAGAGUAAUUUGCAUUUGAAAAGCAGCAAAGUGUGUAUCAUAACAACUCACUCCUGUUCAAAGGCUUGGCAACCAAGCACACAACUGUGAAAUGGACUAUUGAAAUGCGCUCCUCUACUCACGACUAAGAGUUAAGGGUACUUGUUUUCAUUUGUCGCUGCCUCCAGUCAGACACAUCAAUUUAAGCACGAACUUUCUUUCUCUUCGAUAGUCAAUCUUUUUUAUAAAUCAAAAUUCGUUCAGAAUAAAACGUAACGUUGACGGAGUGACUCAACUAGCUUAGCAGUUCUAGGAAGUAUAGGUAUUAUUGUAAAUUGACCGCCGGAUCUGGCAGGCCAGUUCUGACUGAUGAUAAGAAAUUAGUAUAAAGUUCGCGGAAGUGUGGACAAUUUAGAUGGUCGUGAAAUUAAUUCGGCUCACUUACAUUACUCUAUUGGUUUAUUGUUAUCAAUCGUUGCUUAAAACUUCGCGAUAAAUUUUAAGUUAUUCAGACAAAUCAGCUAUCCCAAUACGAAAAAAAAAACGACAACAACAGCAAUAAACAUUCUUUUCGUUAGGAUUUUGUGGGUGGCUAGGGUAGACUGGAAAAGUUUCUAGAAGCUAAGAAUACUUAAUUAUGUUUCAAAGUCUCAAUGAGCCGCUUGUUUAUCCAGCAAUGCAAUUGUAAUUUGAAAUUUGACAAAUGCGCUUCAAACAAUUUUUACUUAGAUUAUGACAGUCACUGGUGCCUAAUACUCACUAGAACGCCUGUUGAUUAAAUCUCACUCAUAAAAAGUCGUCUCAAAUAUAUGAUCUGAUUAUUUAAACAAAGUUUUGCUGUCCUUAACAAUCCUCAAUUUAGCUGAACCUUUCAUGUGAACAUUUAUUAUUGUUAGCAGCGUCAAGAAGGCCGAGAGCUAACAUUUAUUUCAUGCAUACUGAACGAACGAGAGUGAAAAUACAUUGGUCGUCCAAUUUGAGACACGAACGAUAGAACUUCACAGUAUAGGGCAACAAAAUGGCUUCCAAUCUUUGAAAUGUGUCGGUUAAUAGGAAAAAAUAUCUGUAUGGAUGAAAUAAAAACAUCAUACUAUGGAAAGUGCUUGAACGAUUUUUAUUCAUUCGUUGCAAUGUAUCACAACUCGUUCGUGCGCACUUUUCAUUGAAUAAUCUCUGUUUAUGUAAUUAAAUCAACCCUCUUAUAGACAAAGUCUGAGGCCCACUGAUUGUGUAAAAACCGUGGUCUGAGUUAAACCUCGAAUAAAUAACCGGCCCAUAAUGUCGGUGACCUGGGAGUG